UCCCGCCUCCCUCCCCGCCGAGCGCAGCGCCCCGAGCAUGGAACCUGCCUGAGACGCUCGGCGGGCUCCGCUCCGGCAGCUGCUGCUGCGGCACAACAUGGAGGCGGCGCCGCCGCUCCCGCUGCUGCUGCUGCUGCGGCUCCUGGCCGCUUCGGUGCUGCGCUGCGAGCCGGGCUCGGCCGGGGCGUCUCCAUUCCUGCUUUUUGCCAACCGUCGGGAUGUUCGGCUCGUGGACGCUGGAGGCACAAAGUUGGAGUCCACUGUGGUGGUCAGUGGUUUAGAGGAUGCUGCUGCGGUUGACUUCCAGUAUUCGCAAGGCAUCGUUUUCUGGACAGAUGUGAGCGAAGAAGCCAUCAAGCAAACUUACAUUAACCAAACUGGGAAUGUGGUGCAGAAUGUCAUCAUUUCUGGUCUGGUUUCCCCGGAUGGCCUGGCAUGUGAUUGGAUUGGGAAAAAACUUUACUGGACAGAUUCAGAAACCAAUAGGAUAGAAGUCGCUAAUCUCAAUGGAACAUCUAGAAAAGUCCUCUUCUGGCAAGACCUUGAUCAGCCCAGGGCAAUAGCUUUGGAUCCAGCUCAUGGAUACAUGUAUUGGACUGACUGGGGCGAAACACCCAGAAUAGAACGGGCAGGAAUGGACAGCAGCACACGGAAAAUAAUUGUUGAUUCAGAUAUCUAUUGGCCAAAUGGACUCACAAUAGAUCUUGAUGAGCAGAAACUUUACUGGGCUGAUGCGAAACUGAGUUUUAUUCAUAGAGCAAAUCUGGAUGGCUCCUUUAGGCAAAAGGUUGUUGAAGGAAGUCUUACUCAUCCAUUUGCAUUGACACUGUCUGGGGACACCUUGUAUUGGACGGACUGGCAGACACGUUCCAUUCAUGCCUGUAACAAACGGACGGGAGAGAAGAGGAGAGAAAUAUUAUCUGCUCUGUAUUCACCCAUGGACAUCCAGGUCCUAAGUCCAGACCGGCAGCCCUACUUUCACACUCCAUGUGAAGAAAACAAUGGUGGUUGCUCCCAUCUGUGCCUGCUGUCACCAAGAGACCCCUUCUACAGCUGUGCCUGUCCCACUGGCGUGCAGCUAGAAGAUGAUGGCAGGACAUGUAAAUCAGGUGCUGAAGAAGUGUUGCUGCUUGCUAGGAGGACUGACUUGAGGAGGAUUUCCUUGGACAUGCCAGAUUUCACUGACAUUAUUCUGCAGAUAGACAAUAUCAGACAUGCAAUUGCCAUAGACUAUGAUCCUGUGGAAGGCUACAUCUACUGGACUGAUGAUGAUGUUCGGGCAAUUCGUCGGGCAUACCUUGAUGGCUCCGGAGCACAGACUCUGGUAACCACAGAAAUCAACCAUCCAGAUGGUAUUGCUGUGGACUGGGUGGCAAGGAACCUGUACUGGACUGAUACUGGAACAGACCGCAUUGAAGUGACCCGUUUGAAUGGGACAUCAAGAAAGAUCCUUAUAUCAGAAAAUCUAGAUGAACCUCGUGCAAUUGUGCUCAAUCCUGUGAUGGGCUACAUGUAUUGGACAGACUGGGGUGAAAGUCCAAAAAUAGAAUGUGCUUAUUUGGAUGGGUCAGAGAGGAGAGUUCUGGUGAAUACAUCCCUGGGUUGGCCUAAUGGCUUGGCACUGGAUCUUGAAGAGGACAAACUUUACUGGGGAGAUGCAAAAACAGAUAAAAUUGAGGUCAUAAAUGUUGAUGGAACAAUGAGGAAAACCCUCUUAGAAGAUAAACUUCCGCAUAUAUUUGGGUUCACACUGCUGGGUGAUUACAUCUAUUGGACUGACUGGCAGAGGCGAAGCAUUGAAAGAGUUCACAAGAUAAGGGCUAGCAGAGACAUUAUUAUUGAUCAGCUGCCAGACUUGAUGGGCCUUAAAGCAACAAGUGUUACCAAAGUUUUUGGAACUAAUCCAUGUGCAGAGAACAACGGAGGCUGCAGCCAUCUCUGUUUCUUUACACCUCAGGAGACCAGGUGUGCCUGUCCCAUUGGCCUUGAGCUCUUGAGUGACAUGAAGACUUGCAUCAUUCCUGAAGCCUUCUUAGUUUUCACAAGCAGAGCAGCAAUUCACAGGAUAUCCCUUGAAACCAAUAAUAAUGAUGUUGCUAUUCCUCUUACUGGAGUCAAGGAGGCAUCUGCUCUGGAUUUUGAUGUUUCUGAUAACAGAAUCUAUUGGACUGAUGUUAGUUUGAAGACCAUAAGUCGAGCAUUCAUGAAUGGGAGCUCUGUUGAACAUGUGAUUGAAUUUGGGCUAGAUUACCCCGAGGGAAUGGCUGUAGACUGGAUGGGAAAGAACCUCUACUGGGCAGAUACUGGAACUAAUCGAAUUGAGGUAGCCCGUCUGGAUGGACAGUAUAGGCAGGUCCUUGUGUGGAAGGACUUGGACAACCCAAGGUCUUUGGCUCUUGACCCUACCAAAGGGUACAUGUACUGGACAGAAUGGGGAGGUAAACCUAGGAUUGUUCGAGCAUAUAUGGAUGGAACAAACAGCAUCACUUUGGUGGAUAAAGUGGGUCGUGCCAAUGACCUCACCAUUGAUUAUGCAGACCAACGGCUGUAUUGGACUGACUUAGACACCAGCAUGAUCGAAUCAUCAAAUAUGCUAGGACAAGAACGAGAAAUCAUAGCAGAUGAUCUACCUCAUCCAUUUGGAUUGACCCAGUAUAGUGACUACAUCUACUGGACAGACUGGAAUCUUCACAGUAUAGAAAGGGCAGACAAGACCAGUGGGAAGAACAGGACACUUAUUCAGGGUCAUCUGGAUUUUGUGAUGGAUAUACUGGUCUUCCAUUCUUCACGUCAGGAUGGCUUGAAUGAUUGUGUGCAAAAUAAUGGUCAUUGUGGUCACUUGUGCCUUGCUAUACCAAAUGGAUUUAGAUGUGGCUGUGCUGCUCACUACACCUUGGACCCCAACAGCAGGAACUGCAGUUCACCUACCAGUUUCCUUUUGUUUAGCCAGAAAUCUGCCAUCAGCCGAAUGAUACCUGAUGAUCAGCAGAGUCCAGAUAUCAUCCUGCCUAUGCACGGCCUAAGGAAUGUGAAGGCUAUUGAUUAUGAUCCCUUAGACAAAUUGAUUUACUGGGUAGAUGGGCGUCAGAAUAUUAUAAAAAGAGCCAAAGAUGAUGGCACUCAGCCUUUUACUGUCAUGAGCUCUCCAAACCAAAGCCAGAACCCAGAGAAGCAGCCACAUGACCUCAGCAUUGAUAUAUACAGCCAUACCUUGUAUUGGACCUGUGAAGCCACAAAUUCUGUCAACGUUCACAGGCUGAACGGCGAGUCAAUUGGGAUGGUGCUGCGAGGCGACCACGACAAACCCAGAGCCAUUGUAGUGAAUGCAGAGCGGGGGUACAUGUAUUUCACCAACAUGCAAGAGCGAGCUCCCAAGAUUGAGCGUGCAGCCCUUGAUGGCACAGAGAGGGAAGUGCUUUUCACAACUGGGUUGAUCCGACCAGUAGCGCUGGUGAUUGACAACAAACUCGGAAAGCUUUUCUGGGUGGACGCAGAUCUGAAGCGCAUCGAAAGCUGUGACUUGUCAGGUGCUAACCGUGUGACUCUGGAGGACUCCAACAUCCUUCAGCCAAUGGGCCUGACAGUGCUGGGGAAUCACUUGUACUGGAUUGAUCGGCAGCAGCAGAUGAUUGAGAGAGUGGAGAAAACUAAUGGGUACAAAAGGACUAGAAUUCAAGGCCGAAUUGCGCACCUAACAGGCAUUCAUGCUGUGGAGGAACUUGAUAUGGAGGAAUUCUCUGCACAUCCAUGCUCCCGUGACAAUGGUGGAUGCUCACAUAUCUGCAUUGCCAAAGGGGAUGGGACUCCAAGAUGUUCGUGCCCAGAGCACCUUGUGCUCCUGCAGAAUCUCUUAACGUGCGGAGAACCUCCAACUUGUUCCCCAGACCAGUUUACCUGUGCAACUGGAGAGAUUGACUGUAUCCCAAUGGCGUGGCGGUGUGAUGGAUUCCCAGAGUGUGAUGACCAGAGCGACGAGGAUAGUUGCCCAAUAUGCUCUGCAUCUCAGUUCCAGUGUGAGAAAGGACAAUGUAUUGAUGCACAUCUGAGGUGUAAUGGAGAAAUUGACUGCCAAGAUAAAUCUGAUGAAGUGGAUUGUGAUACCAUUUGUCUGCUCAAUCAAUUCCGAUGUGCCAGUGGGCAGUGCAUCCUCCUGAAGCAACAGUGCGACUCCUUUCCGGAUUGCAUUGAUGGCUCAGAUGAGCUCAUGUGUGAAAAAUCAAAGCCAUCCUCAGAUGAACCUCAGCCCCACAGCAGUGCCAUUGGUCCCGUCAUUGGAAUAAUACUUUCCCUUUUUGUCAUGGGAGGAAUGUACUUCGUUUGCCAGCGAGUAGUGUGUCAGCGCUACGCCGGGCCCAACAGUCCCUUUCCACAUGAGUAUGUCAGUGGCACGCCUCACGUCCCUCUUAAUUUUAUUGCGCCAGGAAGUUCUCAGCAUGGCACUUUUACUGGUAAGGAUGGAAUCUCUUGUGGAAAGUCUAUGAUGAGCUCCAUGAGCCUCAUGGGAGGGAGCAGUGGUGCCCCCUUAUAUGACAGAAACCAUGUUACUGGAGCCUCUUCUAGUAGCUCAUCCAGCACUAAAGCCACUUUCUACCCACAGAUCUUGAACCCGCCUCCGUCCCCAGCUACCGAUCGCUCCCUGUAUAAUGCAGAGAUGUUUUAUUCUUCAAACAUUCCUUCAACCACAAGAUCUUACAGGCCUUACCUUAUACGAGGGACAGCUCCACCCACAACCCCGUGCAGCACAGAUGUUUGUGACAGUGACUAUACCACUAGUCGAUGGAAAGCCAACAAGUACUAUAUAGAUUUAAACUCAGACUCAGACCCUUACCCCCCUCCACCCACACCUCGCAGCCAGUACAUGUCGGCAGAAGAAAGUUGCCCUCCAUCUCCUGCCACAGAACGAAGCUAUUUUCACCUAUACCCACCUCCACCCUCUCCUUGUACAGACUCCUCAUGACCUCAACAGAAGGAACUUUCCCUGUAAAUAUUUUUAAAUAUGAACAGAUUUUAAAUAUAUAUUUUAUGAUUUAAAAGAUAAAAAGGGGUGGGAAUUAAAAAGGAAAAAAAAAAAAGAAAAAGAAAAAGAAAUGUGAAUAAAAACGGGUGGGAGGGAUGGGGCUGUGAAAAUUGUACAAAGGAAGAAUAUUUAUAAAAUUGAUUUUUUUAACUUAAAUUCCCUUCUUUUGUGCCAUAUUUGCCUUUUUGAAAUCACGGAACUGACUUAUUCCCCAAAGGAUUUGGGGAGGCAAUGUUGAGCCUUUUUGCAUUUCAAACCACCUUUUUACACGCAAAGUGUAUGCAAUUCUUUUUACAAAUGUGAGAAAAGAAAGUGAAAUGGCUUGUGGAAGGAGGAGGCUAAAGACCAAUAUUCACAGAGAAGAAAAACGUGCUUAAAUAGUUUGUCAGUCUCUCAUCCCUUGUACAUCACUGGGAGAAAACAUGCAAAGUGUACCACUGUCAUAAGCUCCUGUUUGCCAGUGAGCUGAGUGCUUCCCAGCAGAACCUGUGUCUUGAGACCUGGAUUUUGAAUCCCGGUCUACAUUUGCUCAGCACUGAACUGGAAAAACACCUAUUUUAACCAAGUCUUUCAAAUCGGCUGUUCACACAGGCAUGGUGUCCUGACUCACACAAGUACCGUACUGUGUACUGGUUCUGGAACUGAUAGGAGCUAGAAACAUACCCAGAUUUCAAAUGCUUGGUUGAACUACAGUCAGUUCCCACUUUGAGUGCAUGAUAGUAGAAGUUGUAAUGGCCUGCCAGUGAGAGCAAGGGGCUCUUAACAAGAGAAAUGCCUGACAAACUGCAGCUUUGCUCAGGUUCACCAUUUUAAUUUGAAUGAAACCGGGUUCUUUCCUCCUUGUCUAGCAUCUACUUCCUUGUGAGGCUUUGGUGACUUCUCAAAAUACAGUGGUGCCUCACCUUUCACCCCGAAGUUUGGUAAUUCCUCUGUUCUGGGUCUUUGAGAUGUUUACCCAUGUUGAAUUCAACAGUGAAUUGCUUCACCUCCAGUGUUCAUUUCCCAAAGCGGGACAAUACAGUGGCUUGUGUUUGAAGUGAUGAAAGUUGUUUGUUUGUUUGUAGGACAUGUUGAGCUCAAAACCAAAACAUCUGCCAUUCAUGCAGUUUAGUCAUGUCAUCAAAAUUUGCCACCAAGUUAGUCUAGAUUUAAGUACGUUAAAAGCAUGGGGCGGAAGGAGAGAAGGCAAAUACAUCCGAUUGUAUUAAAAGAAAGAAGCUGCAACAAACUACUGUAUCCUUGGGACACCAUAAUCAGUGAAGUGCUCCUGCUUCUAGCUCAGGCCAAACCCUUUUGUGAAAGGGAGGCUGGGAUAAGAGCCUUUCACAGCACAGAAGAUAGAUUUUUGCUUUGAUUCAUCUCCUGUUGUAACAAAGGGAUUUGGGUAUUGAAUGGCAGUUUUCACCUCUGUCAGUGAUGAUGUGUGUGCCUACCUGGGAUAUCUGAGGGAAAAUCUGAAUAUGCAGAGCUGCACCUGUUUCUGCAGCUGCUGAAUUAACACGUGGUGACUCUUUGACAGCCUUAAUAUUGUUGGCAACAACAAGAGGUUUUUCCUUUUUGAACUUUAAAUUAUGUUUGGGUCGGUGUUUUUUGAACAAAAGACGCCUAGGACUCCAAGGGCAAAGGUUGUUGCAGUGGUGGGGCUAGGACCAUGGAGUUCCAAUCCAGUCUGUGUUGACAGAUUUGUUAGUGCAGGUCUGUUCUUCCUGUGUUGUUAAAGGACAAUAUUGGUGCUGUCAUUGUUGCAUUACUGGAACUGUUCAAGUAGAUUUCAGUACCUUCAUGGCUAAAUUUUUGCUUCUGAGUUUCGCGUUUGGCACAAAUAUGAUGCCCACCAUUUCCUGUGGAGAAAAAUAGAGAACUGGAGAAUCCAGCACUGGAGUUUAAGAAUGGAUUCUCUUCCCCCAUCCCUUGCCAAAGUUUGCAGUUAACACCAUACAUUGUUUUAUGCGUAACUGUUGGUCGUUUGUAAUGAAUGUAUUCAUUGUUUCAUGUUACAGUUCUAGUACAGAGCCAUACCAUACUAAUAUUCCUGUGUUCCUGUGAUGACACUGAAUGCAAGAUUACUUUUUUUUCCCCCUUUCCUUAAACCACUGAUGGUUUCAAAGAGCUGCCACUGUAGCAAUCCCAACCACUUUGUCUUAUUCUCCUCUUAUAAAGUUUGGAGUUGAGUGCAAGAAAAUUAGCUGAGAGUCAGGCUGACUUAAGGACCAAUGGAACUUGACCCCUAAGUACUCAGAAGGAAGCGAGCACUUGCUGAAUGGAAUGGAUUAAGCAUGUGUGCUAAUUGUAUUUCAAUUGGAUGUUCGGAACCUCUUGCUGCUGAUGUUUGCUGAGCAAUCACUUCAUCUGAGGCGCUUCAGGUUUUGUGAUCAGAAUGCAGGUUCCACGCUGCUCCAUGGAACUGACUUGAAAAGCCUCUCCUGAAGAGAACUUGUAAGCAAAUAUGUAGCAUCUAAGGAUUUAAAGAAUAAAAUAUUGCUUUUUGUUGCCGUAGGCUGUCUAAUCUAAAAGAUCUGUGCACUCCUGCUGUCAAAAAAGACCGUAUAUUUGAGAGAGAAGAGCUGCUUUUCUCCAGAAAUAUCCCCUGGUGUGUUUUUAGUGAAGUAUGUUUUCCAUCCUGUGAACCUUCAGGCUAAAACUUUUAAAACAGAUGCUUGCUGCUUCUAGAUCAGGAUGAGGGAAAGUGCUGGGUGGAAUUAUUGAAGGUGUGUGGCAAGUUGUAGCAGUGCAGGGCUGAGCGGGAAAUAAGAAGGGAAAAGUUAUGUUUUGCUGAGGUUCAGGUGUGGUUCUGUUAGUGCAGAAGGGUGCUAUGAGAAAGGCUUGAGGUAUCCUGGUGUGUCCUAGGAGUUCUGCACCAAGAACCUGCAGGGGGCUGCAAGUGGUUGGACUUUCCAUGUGAGCAUCUGAGUACUUGAAUCAGUUUACUGAAGUAUUUUCAGAGCCCAUUACGACUGUAUAUUAGCACUUUAAAGCAGCUUGGGGUGGAGAAUGGAGCUGUGUCUGUAUAGCAGCUAGUAAUGGGCAAAUGAACUGGGUGAUUCUGUGUUACAUCUAAGGGCAGAUUUCAGAGCAGAGAGCUGUUUCUUUGCCUUCUGGUGCAGUCACAAAGGCAGCUAUGAGGGUCAUCUUCUCUCUGUUGAAUUUAUUCUGUCUGUGCAACAAAUGCAGUAGCAAUGUGAAGCUGUAAGGUAAAUGGGCAGACUUAAAAAUCAUGAUCAUCAUUGGCAAGGUAUCCUUUGAUUUCAAGCACAGAGUUGGUGUGAAUUUGAAACUCUGAAGUGUCUGUGCAUGGCAGCAGUCGCUAAGGGCUGGCCAUGCUGUGCUGAGCUACCAGUGACCUGGGCGUUCACCCUCUGCCUGUAGGGUCAAAUCCUUUUGCUACAGAGAGCUCUGGGGCUGUUCUGCAUCAGAGCCUGUGGAGUGCAUUGUAGUACAUUACGAGUGUGCUCGGUCAGACUUGACAACGUUGUGUGCCCCGUGUGCUCUGUGCAUUAUCAGAAGCAGAUCUUUUCUGAUGUCAGUCAUUUUGUUGGAGUAUGUGUUGAGUCAGUCCAAAUGAGUAGCUGUGCUUAUAAUUGUACAACAAGUGAUACCCAUUAAUGUCAGGAAAUGAAAACAGAAGGCAGGCAUGUUCCCAGUAAUUAAUAACACGCAGGAGUGCCUGGCACGGAGCCCUGAAUUAGAAAUAAUGUAUUUGUUGCUACGGUGCUGAGGGACGUUUUGCAAACUUCCAUGUUUGGGCUGAGCCUCGGACAAGCCAUAAUCCAACAUGACAGACAUUUACAGAACGGUUAUUCAGUUGUUUCUGUUUAAUAAUGAGUGCACUAUAAAUGAUGAGUGCAGUCCUCUCCACAAGUUUCAAAGUGCCUGCUGUUCUGUUAGUGUUCCUUUACAUACUGCAACGCUUUUGUCAUUAAAUAGAAAAUACCCUUUCUUUGACUAUCGGGAGUUCAACUGAGCAGCUUUAAGGUGUUUCCCACGUGUUAAAAGUAUCAUUAAUAUACAUAGGUAUUUUCAUUCCCAUUCCCAAGAACAUGUACUGAAGGGGUUUUGUAAAGGGUAUUCUGCUCUACUUUGUGUAUUUUGCUGUUGGCCAACUAUGCUGUGGAUCUGCUCAUGUUAGAUCAUGCUCCUGGGCAGGGGGAGGAGAAACAGAUUUAAAUCAGUGUUAAACCUACUGAUAAGAAUGAUGGAAACCAAGCUUAUACAAAUGGCUUCUUCAUCCUGCAACCAAGUUCCUCCGAUGCUGUGUCCCACCUCUGCAAUACUCCCAGCUGCCCAUGGCUGUAAGACACCACAACCGGGCUGUCCCCAGCGCCUGAGAAGGCAGGAGCCACAUACAGAGCCAGCACAGAAUCCUGCUGGAUAGAAGAUGACGGAAACAAUUCCUAAACAGGACACUUGACACCAAUGAAAUAUGUGCAGAGAACACGCCUUGAAAGAGAAGAAAAUCAAGUCUCAUAGCUACAGAGAUGGACCAGCUCACCAGCAUUUAUGUCUGUUCAACGAGUGCCCCUAUGGAUGUACCUUAAUCUGACUGAUGCUCCCAGGGAAGCUGUGUCCAAUGAAGGCCACCAUGUCCCACUUGUAUUUGUACAGAGAUCCUGCAAUGUGUAAACGAGAGCAGAAGUAUCUUAAUUGCACCCACGAAUGCAGCAGUCAUAAAUGGUAUUAAUCAGCCUGCAGAGGUCAGAACAAAAGCUGUGGAAAAGUACUUUGCUGUUGGAUGUGAGAUUUGGAGGGCAUCAUUGACUAAACUCUAACCCAGACAGCUUUUUUACUUAUCUAAUUGUAUUGUAAUUGCUGCUAUUUGUAAAUGUACCUGAAUAUACAAAGAUUACCAAGAUUUUUUAUGGUAAACACACGCAAUCUUUUUUAUGUUUAUAUUAAAACGUGUAUUCUGCAAACAACCUAA
Messenger RNA from Coturnix japonica (Japanese quail), 9935 nucleotides. RefSeq names its product LDL receptor related protein 5 (gene LRP5). Gene Ontology annotation, molecular function: Wnt-protein binding; Wnt receptor activity. Lineage: Eukaryota; Metazoa; Chordata; Aves; Galliformes; Phasianidae. The record is from RefSeq and is a predicted model, not a curated record. Gene Ontology annotation, biological process: canonical Wnt signaling pathway; nervous system development.